GAAGCGACGAUGAAAGAUCCAAGACUGAAGUUCCAGCUCACUAUGAUCUCAUGAUGUCCAGGCUUAAAGCAGCGAGUGUAGCUGUGCUACUCCUUGUGUGGUUACAUGGCGCAUCGGCAGAAGCAACGUUUUUAACAUGCAUCUCCAAUUGUGAAAAUAAAACCGACGGUAACUACGUUAUAUGCGGAGACAAGUGUGAACAGGGCUAUUUUCUGGCGUGUCACAAUGGAAACGGAAAUGAAAUGCCGUGUGCUUUGGGCAUGUACCACUUUAAAAACGGCACCCAGUACAACGCUCGACUCAUCUUUGACCCGUCUAUGGAUGCUUGUACUUACAGUAAAGAAAUCUGCAGCACUCCGUCAUUCCAAGUCAGAACUUGUGUGGCCUACGGUUGCUCGUACCGUAAAGAUGGGCUCUACGCAUUGUGUGGCGAGCAAUGUCUUGAGGGGUAUUAUGCGGAAUGCGAGAGAGGAAUCUUGAAAAAAGUACAAUGCGAGCGCAACGAGUCCAACCCACAGGAGAAGCUGGUGUUUCAGCCGUCGAGUAAACAGUGUGAGCCGUCCAGCGAAACGUGCACAAGCAAUGAUGAGAUUGCAGAGAACUUGGUGAAAAAUAAACCAAGCAGCUGUGUCAACGAUGACAAUGACUGUAGUGGCCUGCCUGACGGAAACUAUAAGAUCUGCAAGGCUGAGUCUUGUCUGGCUGGGUUGUUCGCUAGUUGCAGUGGUGAGCUUUAUUACGAGAGGGAGUGCUCCCUAGGGUUGGACUACAGCGAUCCAAACAAACAAGUCACCAAAAGGCUCAUUUACCACCCCGAGACUGACUCCUGUGAAUAUUCAGCGGAUAUCUGUCACGAAAAAAACGAAGUCGCUGACAAUAGUGACAAUACCACCGCUAAAAGCAACAAACCAGAUUGUGUCGACAGCUGCAAAAACAUGCCAGACGGCAACUACAUGCUGUGCGGAGAACAGUGUAAUGGCUACUACGCGACCUGCUCCAAUGACGCGCUUCAUAAAAUGGAAUGUGCACUCGGCUACCAUACGCACCCCGAUGGUGCAACCAACCUGACCAGGACGAACUACGAACCCUCUCAAGACAAGUGCCUGUUCACCACAAACUAUUGUGAUGGCUUUAUCCGAGAGGCUUUAUUGUCACAUGUCAAUGGAGCCAACCGAUUUGUUACGCCCUGGAUCCUGAUUUGCCUGCUGAUAAAAACAACCUCUCUCUUGCACACAUUUGCCUGAAUGAACCUGGCUCAUACUUGGUACGGAAUCCCGGCAUUAGAUAUGAUGGUAUGGAAGAUUGUCCAUACAUAACUAUCUUAACAUGAGCGUUGUAUUUGGUUUUAAUUUAGAGGUUGCUGGUAUUUGAGACGGCUAUUUUUGAAUGAAGGGAGGUAAUUUUUCUGGAAAUAGUGAAUGAUUUAGUUUGGAAUUUAACAGACUAAAUGAUAAGGGCAACGGAAAGAACAUUUUUGGGUUAAUAGUAAUAGAUUUAAGAACAUAAUUUUAACAAAAUUAAAAGUAGAGCGAUUUGGGGCUGAUCUUUAGUUAAUAAUAUUCACAAAAGGAAUGAAUUUUAGAAGAUUUAAAAAAAAAAGUUUAUUUGCACUGAAUAAAGUGUGCUAAAAUUUGUGUUACAUAUACAUACAUACUGCACACAUUCAGCAACAUCUGAAUAUGUUGGUACCGCUACAUCAUCGCAGGUUGUAUUAUGUAUAUAUGUGUGUUCACAGGUACAUACAACAUAAAUAUACAUAAUCUGUAUGGAAAACAUAAAAAUAACCUUUCCUCUUUUUAAACAUUCAGUCAAAAAUAGUCUAAGAAUCGAUGCAAUAGUAUUACGGUUGUUGAAAAAAAAAUGUUACACAAAUGUUAUUUGAUACAAUUUUCAUCAUAAUACUCUCAUAUUUAAUUUAUUAAAUAUACUAUUUA
This is a messenger RNA of Physella acuta, 1934 nucleotides long. RefSeq names its product chitin-binding domain protein cbd-1-like. The record is from RefSeq and is a predicted model, not a curated record. Lineage: Eukaryota; Metazoa; Mollusca; Gastropoda; Physidae.